AUGGAUCGCAAAGAGAAAUGGGACAUUGUGUCUGAAAUACCGAGUCUUCAUGGCAAAGUAGCUAUUGUAACUGGAGCAAACUCUCCGACUGGCAUGGGGUAUAAUGUUGCCCAGCAACUCGCUUUGAAGGGAGCCAAGGUCUAUGUGUCGGCAAGGUCACUGGAAAAGGCCAAUAGCGCAAUCAAGCAAAUGAAAGAAGGCAAUCCCUCGCUAGCUGUUGGGGACUUGCUCCAUCCUCUUGCCCUCGAACUUGGCGACCUUCAAGGCAUCAAUGCAAAAGCGGCAAAGUUCGCAGCGGAGGAGGGGAGAUUGGACAUUUUGGUGAAUAACGCAGCCUUGCUUGCCAGGCCUCUGGACUUGGAUAAGAAUGGAAUCUCGGUGUCUUUCGCGACCAACCACCUCGCCCCUUUUCGGCUGACAACUGCUCUUCUUCCACUCCUCAAGAAGACAGCAGCGAAGUACCCAGGAGUUCGCAUUGUGAAUGUUGGCUCUGAUGUGCAUCUCAAACUCCCGCCGGGCGUUCAGCUCAACAAUAUUGCCGAUUUCAAUCAAUCCUUUGGAAGCGCCGAUAGUCCCGAGAGCAACCUGUUUCGCUAUGCGUUAUCCAAACUGGCAAACCAUCUUUUCAGUGCUGAACUCCAGCGGCGACUAGAUGCAGAGAAUGUACCUAUCGUUACUGUUGGCCUGCAUCCCGGUUAUGUUUUGACUGACGGUGCGAACAGGCAUAUUGAUAAGUACCACGCGGAUAUCCGCGAGACUAUCACAUCACGAUCACUUUCGCCACUGGACGGUGCGCUGACUACCAUCUUUGCUGCGGCCCAUCCGGAAGUGUGGGAGAGGAGGAAUUCAUAUGGUGGUGCUUAUGUUGAGCCAUACGGGCGUAUAGAGCAGCCAAGCGAAGAUGCCAGGGAUCCUGUUCUGGCGGCGAAUUUGUGGAGGUCCAGUGAAGAUGUUUUGCAGCGCAUUGGUGCUUAG
Talaromyces amestolkiae is the source of this 975-nucleotide messenger RNA. RefSeq lists its product as uncharacterized. The transcript is spliced from 5 exons. Lineage: Eukaryota; Fungi; Ascomycota; Eurotiomycetes; Eurotiales; Trichocomaceae. The coding region runs from base 1 to 975 and encodes 324 amino acids. The record is from RefSeq and is a predicted model, not a curated record.